ACCAAAGCCAUAAUAUAUAAUACACACAAGAACUAGAAGGCGACACUACGAGAAGAAAAAGAAAGAAAAGAAAGCCUAAAAACGACGACACUUUUAAAAGCUUUUUUUGAUUCUAUAUGGAAGUAGUCGGCCGGAAUAUGCCCAACGAGUUUGUUAGCUUGAAGGAGACCGAGCUCUGCCUCGGAUUGCCCGGUGGCUGUGGCGGAGAUCAGACCGUCGAGAUGACCCUCAAAGCUUCUGGCAAGAGGGGAUUCUCUGAAACUGUUGAUCUCAAACUUAACAUUCAGAGCAAGGACGGUGCCGGUGGCGGUGGUGUCGGGGUGGAUCUCAACGAGAAUAUUAAGAAUGUUUCUACGAACGUCGACGGUCAAAAAAGCCUCUGCUCCAAGGAUCCAGCUAAGCCACCCGCCAAAGCACAAGUUGUGGGUUGGCCACCAGUUCGAUCGUACAGGAAGAAUGUGAUGGCACAGAAGAACACGAGCGGCGGCGAAGGAACGGAGAAAGGAAAUGGUGGGUCAGCUGCAUUUGUGAAGGUUUGCAUGGAUGGUGCUCCAUAUCUUCGCAAGGUUGACCUAAAAAUGUAUCAAAGCUACCAAGAGCUUUCUGAUGCCUUGGCCAAGAUGUUCAGCUCCUUCACUAUGGGUGAAUAUGGUACACAAGGAAUGAUAGAUUUCAUGAAUGAAAGGAAGUUGAUGGAUCUUCUCAACAGCUCUGAGUUUGUUCCUACUUAUGAAGAUAAAGAUGGCGAUUGGAUGCUCGUUGGGGAUGUUCCAUGGGAGAUGUUUGUGGAUUCAUGCAAGCGUUUGAGAAUCAUGAAAGGAUCAGAAGCCAUUGGCCUUGCCCCAAGAGCCAUGGAGAAAUGCAAAAGCAGAAGCUAGCUGAGAAGAGAUAUUGAGAAAGUGGUUUUGUGAAAAGCAGAAAGGGAAAAAAGAAUAUGGUGUUCCAGCUUGGAAACUUGCAUGUUGUUCUGUGUAAUUUUAAAAAUUUAAUGUUGUUUUUUGUUUAAAUUAUUAGUAUAUAAAGAAAAAAAAAAAUUAAAUGAUGUGUUGUUGGGGACAAUAUUUGUAAUAGAAGAGACAUCAAAAGCUGUAAACUUUCACCUACUGUCUGUCUGGUUGGUUUGUUUGUUAUGUUUAAUUAUUAUUAUUACCACUAAUUAAUUUUCCAAUAUAUAUAUAUCCAUAUCUAUAUAUAUAUAUAUUUGGUUUUUUUU
This is a messenger RNA of Benincasa hispida (wax gourd), 1213 nucleotides long. Its product is annotated as auxin-responsive protein IAA14. Lineage: Eukaryota; Viridiplantae; Streptophyta; Magnoliopsida; Cucurbitales; Cucurbitaceae. Gene Ontology annotation, biological process: regulation of DNA-templated transcription. Gene Ontology annotation, cellular component: nucleus. The record is from RefSeq and is a predicted model, not a curated record.